Molecule: messenger RNA, 2836 nt
Organism: Pantherophis guttatus
Lineage: Eukaryota; Metazoa; Chordata; Lepidosauria; Squamata; Colubridae
Gene: MNT
Product: MAX network transcriptional repressor
Biological process (GO): regulation of transcription by RNA polymerase II
Molecular function (GO): DNA-binding transcription factor activity, RNA polymerase II-specific; RNA polymerase II cis-regulatory region sequence-specific DNA binding; protein dimerization activity
Source: RefSeq, a predicted model, not a curated record
GGGGGGGGGGGGAAACUUUGAAGUCUCCCAAGACUUUGGAUCCCUUUCCCCGAAGACGCAGCCUUCGAGAAAUGAGCAUUGAGACCUUGUUAGAAGCGGCCAGAUUUCUGGAAUGGCAAGCUCAGCAACAGAAAACACGUGAAGAAAAUGAAAAACAUGAAAAACUCUGCCAGGAGCGUGAACAGGAACAGAAGAAGGCCAGCGUGCAAAGGGUUAACCACGUCGCCCAGCCGGAAGAAUCCCGCAAUGACCUCCAGGCUGGCCCUUUGUCUCCGCCCACUCCAGCUCCUCCCCCUCCUCUUCCCCCCUCCCUGGCAGCUCCCAUUUCCGUCAUCCCCAUCCCAGUGGUCACCAGCCCCCCUCUGCCAGCCCCCCAGAGUACCUUGUCCCCCCCACUUAUCCAGCGGCACUCACCCAUGUUAAACAUGGGUCUCAGCAAGGAGCCACCAUUGAUGGCCCCCGUGAUCCAGAAGACUUCGGGGCCCCUUCUUCCAGACAUCAAGGCCCCCACGCCCCCUUCGGCCAGCCCCAGCCAGCUGCCCCACUACGCCACCUCCGUCUUGGCCAUUUCCCCACAUCACAUGGCCCAGCCGCCAAUCAAGCCCCAGCCACCCGCCCACCAGCCACUCCUCCCGCAUCACGUGCCUCCACCACUCAAUGUCAAGGUGAACCCGUCAGAAGAGGCCAAGCCCAGCGAGCAGAAGAAGAGACCUGGCGGGGUUGGCACCCGAGAAGUCCAUAAUAAAUUGGAGAAGAACAGGCAAUGGAGGAGAUGCGACUUAUCGGGAGCUUCUGUUGACUUUGUACUCUUGCAAGGCAGUGCAAAAGGUCAAGUUUACAGACGUGCCCACUUGAAAGAAUGUUUUGAGACCCUCAAAAGAAACAUCCCCAAUGUCGACGACAAGAAAACCUCAAACCUCAGCGUCCUAAGGAGUGCCUUGAGAUAUAUCCAGACCUUGAAACGCAAAGAGAAAGAGUAUGAGCAUGAGAUGGAGCGGCUAGCCAGAGAGAAAAUUGCCACGCAGCAACGUUUGGCAGAGUUGAAGAAUGAGUUGAGUCAGUGGAUGGAUGUCUUGGAAAUUGACCGGAUAAUCCGUCAGACGGUUCAACCAGAAGACGAUCAGGCAUCCACUUCAACUGCUUCAGAAGGAGAAGACAAUAUGGAUGAGGACAUGGAAGACAACAGCCCUGUCAAUUCGUUGCCGAAGCUCGCACAUCGCCAGCAUCCCGAGCUCCUGAAAGCAGUGGCCCCCAUUGUUGCUGCCCAUCGCCCAUCGGUUCUGCCGCUGGCCCAGAAGCACGUCCCGCCCCACGUCCCACCCCCACUCCAGCCCCAGGCCCUGGUCCAGCCCCAAGCGAUUGUCCCUGCACAGACUCACCUCGUGGCGGCCUCCACCGUGCAAUCGACUGUUAUCGCCCACACGGCCACUACCCACGCCUCCGUCAUUCAGACUGUCAACCAUGUUCUCCCGGGCCCCCAGCCUAAGCACAUUGCCCACCUCGCACCCUCGUCCACCUCCAGCCCUGUCCAGCUGACGACCGCAGCUCAGCCCAUCGGCCACAUCACUGUGCACCCGGCCACCAUCAACCACGUAACCCACCUGGGGCAGCAGCUUCCCCUGUACCCGCAACCCGUGGCGGUCAGCCAGCCCGUGGUGGGCCACAUUGCGCACGCCAUCUCUCACCAGCAAGUGAAUGGAACUGCCAGCCUCGGCCAGCCAGCGGUCAUGGCGAAGCCCGGCGUUGGAACUCAAGUUGUGCACCACCAGCAGUUGGUGGGCCAAACGGUCUUGAACCCCGUCACCAUGGUUACCAUGCCCCCUUUUCCCGUAAGCACCUUGAAGCUGGCGUAGAAUCAGCUGCAAAACAACUGGAUAAAACUCCAUACAUUCCAACUGUGAACCCGUGGCAGAGAUGUUAGGGGUGAGAGGGUUGGUCACACCGACCCUCCGCGAGAGGAUGGCGCAAGAGAGAGAGAGAGAGUGAGGCCGCGGAACGGGCAGAGAUAACCUUUCCUCCCUCCAUCUGUCCCUUCCCCAGUUUUUUUUUCCCCCUCCUGUUUUGAUUUCUCUCGAGAAAGUCGGUCAUGGGACGGGGGGGGCGCGUGGGGGUGGGAUAGAAAAACCCAUAAGGGCUGCUUCUGCACUUGAAUUUCCCCUAAUCAGAGAGAAAAAAAAAUAAAUCAAUAAACUGUCCUUCACGGUGAUUUUUUCCCCCCCCUUUUGACAUGUAAUCAGUGAAAUAAGACUGUAAUAAAGUUCUUAAGACUUCGACUUUUCCUUUCAACCACCCCAGCCGCCACGACCUUUUUUUGUUUUUUUUAACUUUAUUAUUUUAUUUUAUUUUUUUAUGUGUUGCUUCUUUGUAGUUCCUUUUUUUUUUAAUGGCUGAUCUCUUUUAUUAUUAAGACUUUGCAUAGAGGAAAAAGAAAAAGAAAAUCAUAGAAAAUAUAUAUAUAUAUAUUUAUAUAUAUAUAUCUACCUGCGUAUAGCUACAUAUAUAUAUAAAAAUAUGGUUCUCUGUGAACACCAUCGAUGGGCAGAUCUUUUUGUUUCCAGGAUUAACGGACACAUGUCAACAUCGCUCCUCCUGCUGUGAAAGGAGGGAAGAGAUAGCAUCCUUUUUCUUUUGUUUUUAAAAGCAUCUUGAAACAAUAUAGAUGGUUUUGUGGACCAGGGUAUUUAAAAAAAAAAGAAAAAAAAAGGCAAAACACAUUAUUCCUUUCCCAACUCCCCACUAUAUUUACAUUUCAGUAAAAUCAUCCAUAAUCACUGUGACUUGUUAUGACAUUUUAAGGAUUCCCUCUGUCUAAUAAAAAGGUUUAAAAAAAAACUAA